CACACAGCCAGUCCACCCCUCCAUAGCAUUCAACCUUCCAAACCAACCCCAAAGAAAAAACAGAGCAACCCAGAAAACAGAGUGAGAGGUCAAAAAAUCUAAAAUGGGCAACAGUCUAAGGUGCUGUUUGGCUUGUGUGCUACCCUGCGGUGCUCUUGACUUGAUCCGGAUCGUCCAUUUGAAUGGCUACGUAGAAGAAAUCUCGCAUUCUGUCACAGCCGGUGAGAUCCUCGAAGCGAACCCAAAUCACGUUCUGAGCAAACCCAGCUCCCAAGGCGUCGUUCGUCGCAUUUUGAUACUCUCACCGGAGACGGAGCUCAAGCGGGGCAGCAUCUAUUUCUUGAUCCCAACUUCUUCUAUACCGGAGAAGAAGAAGAAGAGUAAGACUAGCGGCGUUAAGAAGCCGUCGAAAAAGAGCACUAAAAGCCACACCGAGAGUACCGACCGCUACUUAACGGAGAUUAUCACGGAAAAGAAGUCUUCGUCACGGCGGGAUCGCCGGGCCGGCCGGGCCACAGUAUGGCGGCCUCAUCUCGAGAGCAUCACCGAAGACUAACAAAUUUUUUUUCCGGUGAUGGAUGGGAGGGGUUUUUAUUUAUUUAUUGGGGUACAUGGGGAGGUUUGGUAUUUUCUCUUGUGUAUAAAAUGUGGUUGUGCUGGUUUUUUUUUUUGUUUUUUUUUUUUGGGUCUGCGUAUAAUAAUGGCAGAUUCGGAAUUAAAUUCAGUGUUCAUGAGGUCAUGAUCUGUUUGGUUCUCGAGAAAAUUGAAAAAUCAUGGCACACUGGCAGUCUUGACAGAGGGAGAGAGAUAGAAAAGAAAUGUACGUUUGUACGAAAACAAUUGUAUGUACACCUUCAA
Molecule: messenger RNA, 858 nt
Organism: Prunus avium (sweet cherry)
Lineage: Eukaryota; Viridiplantae; Streptophyta; Magnoliopsida; Rosales; Rosaceae
Product: 6,7-dimethyl-8-ribityllumazine synthase
Source: RefSeq, a predicted model, not a curated record